CGCCGAAGCAGGAGAAACAAACCUCCACAAAAAAGGGAUUGGAAAACAAGAAAUGAACACGACAGCGUUUGGUUAGAGAUCAUCGCUGACUGUGAAACCAUUUCUACUAACCAAUACUUUUUGAAAAGCCAAAAACAUACCAAAUACGAAAGCCCGUCGAUGCCCUGCGGUGGACUUCUGUAGCAUGGUAGCUCUCCUCCCACCACCCACAGAGGGUGCGCGUUUGACCUUCGAACAGCUCUCGGAAGAACCCCCGCAGGCUCCCCCCACUGAGACGUACGAACCCGAGAUCUUUUCUGGGUCGCGCGAUCCAGCCGACGUGACGGUCCUUCCUCCAGUAGAUACCGAUAUGGAAUCUGCGGAAGAAAUACCACCCGUGUUUCUCAUGCGCCAAGAAAAUGCUUCACAAGCUUACGGACUCAUUGCCAAGCCUUCUAUUUCGCUUGACCAUCAUGGUGCAGGAUGGGGUUGUAUUUUGUUUGCAAUAGUUUACGAACGAAUCAACGACACAACUUUUCGAGCACCGCAGGAAGCUAAUGCUACUUAUGUCGCCAUCAAGAAACUCAACAAGAAAGUUGUUGCCGAAUAUCUCCGCCGAGGAGGCGAAGAAAACCCAUACAAGGAAAUCUACCGCAUGCAGGAACUUGGAGACAAUAUCCAUGUUCUCAAGUGUGUUGAAGCCCUCCAAGACGAGGAAUUCGUUUACAUUAUCACACCCAGAGCUUGCGCUACUGGAACGCUGAGAGAUCUAGUUCCAUGGCUGGACACAAAAACCAUAGAUUCCAGUCGUGCACGAAAAAUUUUUAUUCAAAUUUUGCAGAUCUUGGCCUACCUUGAAUUGCACAACAUCUGCCAUCGCGAUCUAUCCCCGGAUAACUUUAUGUUUCUGACACCCACGAACUUGGUUGUCUUUGAUUUCGCCCUUUCCUUGCGAAUGCCAAGCAAUGCGGAUGGGCAGCGAGCUCUUUUCGCUCCCCAAGGCAAUUUUGGUACCCGAGCAUACAUGGAACCGACCAUUUUCAUGGACCGUGUAUUCGAUGGUGUCUACUCCGAUCUGUGGUCCGCACUUGUCAUUCUUUACAACCUCUUGACAAGCCAAGUCCUCUACGAGGUGCCCCAUCCAGUCGACGUCAGAUUCCGAUACUUUAUUUUGGCUAAGGCUCUAUCGUCCACCCCGAUGAACGAGAUGGCUGUUCAAGCCAUGAUAGAUAUCUUUGGCGCUGAAGGAAGUCGUCAACAACAGCACCACAUUUUGUCGAAUGCCAUGGCCAACCUGAACAUUGGCCCAGCAGCCAUGGAGAUUUUUGAAAAGUGCUUUCGAGUCAGCCCAGCGGAACGAUGGACGCUUGCUCAGGUUAUCGAGUCUAAGUAUAUUCAGCAAGGUGAUGACUGA
This is a messenger RNA of Phaeodactylum tricornutum CCAP 1055/1, 1393 nucleotides long. RefSeq lists its product with no specific name. Lineage: Eukaryota; Bacillariophyta; Bacillariophyceae; Surirellales; Neidiaceae. Gene Ontology annotation, molecular function: protein serine/threonine kinase activity; ATP binding. The record is from RefSeq and is a predicted model, not a curated record. Gene Ontology annotation, biological process: autophagy; protein autophosphorylation; peptidyl-serine phosphorylation. The coding region runs from base 185 to 1393 and encodes 402 amino acids. The transcript has a single exon. Gene Ontology annotation, cellular component: autophagosome; cytoplasm.